Messenger RNA from Colletotrichum phormii, 1770 nucleotides. RefSeq lists its product as uncharacterized. The transcript has a single exon. Lineage: Eukaryota; Fungi; Ascomycota; Sordariomycetes; Glomerellales; Glomerellaceae. The record is from RefSeq and is a predicted model, not a curated record. The coding region runs from base 1 to 1770 and encodes 589 amino acids.
AUGUCGAAAGGGCGCUCUCCUUCUCCCGUGGACCCAUGGGACGACGACCCUUUUGGCCCGGCGGGCUCUGUCUCCAAGUUGAAGCCCAAGGCCAUGUUCGUCGGCCCGCCACCGCCCAUAGCCGCCUCGGUGGUUUUACAGCCUUCCACGACGCCGGGCAGGCGGGGAUCCCGGGGAAACAUGCAAAAGAGCGAGGCCAAGGGCAUGUCGUCCAGCCGAUUAGCGUUUGGAAGCAUCAUGUUCGACCACAGCUCGCGCGACUCAAGCAAGUCCCGCGUUGACUCUGUUUGGCGGAAUCUGCAACACCGCGAACGAGCUCUACACAGAGAGGUGCAGCGAUUACUCGACAUACAAGCCACAAGACUCGGAUCCGGCGCCGAAUCUCUUGAUGCUAGCACCGUAGGGGCCGAGACGUGGAGCGAUUCCGGGAGUAGCACGCCGACGGGAACAUUUUAUUCCACAGCGACGUCCAAGUCACGCAUGAUGGCGUCUUUAGACCCUCCCGUACGCGCGACUCCUCGCGGCGACAUAAUACCUGUCCGACAGCCCAAGGUCCAGGGGCAGCAGGGCCUUCGUUCGGCGCGGAGCGGGUUGCGACAGGCGUUGGCAGCACUUACCGGUCUCAAGACGGAAGAAAAUGCAUACAUCGAGUCGGCCCUCUCGCAGCGAAGGAAAGCUCUGUCCUAUCUAGACAACUUGGACAAGCGCAGGGUCAGCAUCUCUGCAGAAUUGCACAGCUUAGCUGAUGACGACGAGGAGCCUCUGGCAAAGGAGCUGCGAAGCUUAGGGGAGCAGCAUGAUACGUUAGCGCAGGAGAUCCGCGAGCUCGAGGAGAAGCUGGUUGGGAUGAGAAACCGGCACCGAUGGCUCGAGCGAAAGAUGGAAGACGUUCACAACCGCCGAGAGGCUGGCUUGAGUGGCUACAGGGGAGCUUUGAAGGAAGUCGAAGGAGAGGCCACAGCCCUGCUACGCCGGCCCCCCAUUGAACCUCUGGAUCUUGACGUUGUCGAAGCUGUAUCGCGGAACGACUCUGGAACCGGAAACGACAUCCAAGAGUUGCCUGGCGGCGCUGAGUUCUUCCGCAUGAUACCCGCGCGACGCACACUGAGCAUGGCCAAGGACUGGUGGGAAAGUGAAAUGGACUUUCUCCAGAAGCGAAAGGCGCAGGUAGAUAAGGAUCGCGAUGCGCUAGACCAAGGCACAGAGUUGUGGCAGGAAACGGUCAAACUCGUCACGACUUUCGAGGCAGACCUGCGCCAGUCUCUCAGUGGCGGUGCUUCUUCGGCCAAGGGCAAACAAACCCCGCGAGCACAACAAGAAGGCGUCGAGGCUCUCUUGCCACGGAUGGCCAAAGUCAUCUUGGAGCUUGAAGCAAACAUGAGGACGGCCGAACAAAACACUUGGAAUCUCCUCAUCUGCGCCGUUGGCGCUGAACUUGAAGCAUUUAGAGAUGCCGAGACUCUCCUUCGUGGAAGUCUACCAAAGCCCCAGGCAGCGGUGGCAAAGGUUGACGAUAUCGAAGAACCCUGGCACAACGGCGAUGGCCACGAGGAGCAGCAAGUCAGUGCGGCCACAGCUACAGCAGAAGUUCAUCAUGGAGAGAGUGACAAUGAGGUUCCGCCCGACUUGCUGGUGUCACAUCUUGAAGAGCAUGACGACGACCAUUCCCAUGUCGGGUCCAUACGAACUUGGUCUUCGAGGCGUGACAGCGAUAAUGAGGUUCCUCCGGAGUUCCUUGCCGAGCACAGUAAUGAUGAGGGCAUCGACUAA